Molecule: messenger RNA, 5310 nt
Organism: Moesziomyces antarcticus
Lineage: Eukaryota; Fungi; Basidiomycota; Ustilaginomycetes; Ustilaginales; Ustilaginaceae
Exons: 1
Coding region: 1-5310 (1769 amino acids)
Source: RefSeq, a predicted model, not a curated record
AUGAGCUCCAUCGCCUUUCCCGCGUUCGAGCGCGCCCAGCAGGAGCACAUGGGCUUUGACCGAGCCGCAGAGGAGCUCUACCAGUCUGCUGCCGAAGCGGUCCAGGUACCCGAGGCCUCUGCUUCGGAUGCUGCCGUCGUCACAGCCUCCCAGCAGCCAUCGCUCCAAGAUUCGGCCGAGCCGACGCAGGCUCCGCAGCCCAAGAUCACCAAGCGUGUCAACGCCCGCCUCCAGCUCGCAGCCGCCCUGAUCGAGGCAGACAACGAUCGCAUCCUCGAAAAGGCUCAGUUCUGGCACAUCUCCCACCCCCAGCGUCCCGAUGAUGAUCUCCGUCCACCACCUCCUCCCGAGCCCGCACUCGCAAGCCAAAGUGCCAUCUUUGCUCCCUACAGAGAGGGCGCCAGCCUGGCCGUAAAGCGUCAUGUCCGCACAUGGAGCGCUGCCACCGGCCUUUCGCGUCUUCUCGAGCCUAGCGACGACGGUCGCCGUCCGAGCGUCGACUUUCUUGGCGUCGCACUCCCUACCGAGAAGAGGGCUCGCAGCCGUGCAGGAAGCAAUGCCUCGGCUCUUGCUAUCACAGAACGACCUCGCAGUCGCGCAGAAAGCAUCUUCUCCAACGCUGCCACCUCGGUCCUGGGCCGUACGUCCAGAAUUGGCUCUCGCCCUGGCAGCGUCCUCGAUGUUGCCCGCGACGACGAUGCGCUCUCCGAUGCAGAAGUCCUGAGCGAAUGGGGCAUCGACAAGUUCCUGAGCAGAGAGGAACGAGACCGACUGGCUGCUGGACAGCACACUCGCACACAAAGCCUCACUGGAGGCGUCGCAGCAAGUCCGUCGCUCGACAACGCGGCUGCUCACUCAAUACCCACACGCAAAUCCUUGGAUGCCGUUCGCUUUCCACCCAACCACACCACAGAUCCAAAGCGUGCCAGCUCGGACAUCGGCACCGCUCCGGUCGCCACCUCCAAUCCACCUGCCACCGCAGACGCCAAGUUGGAGUUGCUCGCAAAGAUCAAACUCUACCGAGAGCGUCAGGAGAACCUCCCGCCGUCGGAAUGGAGUGGUCCCGGUCCCACUGCCACCAAAGACCAGGUCGUCGAGCACAUCAUCGCUUCCUCCCACAACAACAAGCGCGCAUCCCUCCGCGAAGCUUCUGAGAUUCUCAGCCAGGAUCAGCUUCCGCCGGCCGCGGACGGCGCCAAUGCAUCGCAUGAGCAUGGCGAUGAAGCUGCAGGUGGCCUUGCGGCAUCCAUCAUUCACCCACCUCGUCCGUCUUCCCGCGCCGAAUCCAAUGCUUCAUCCGCCUUCCUCGGUGCAACUGGGCCGGUGGAACCGAUCAACGGCAUCGACGCUCCCUCGGCGCUGACCACCACCGGAACAACUCAAGUGAGCGAAUGCGUUGAACAAGAACCAUCGCUUGCGCAAAACGAUGCAAACGCCGCCCAGGCACCCCGUUCAUUGCCUCCCGCUCCCAGCCAGGCUAUUCCAAUUCCGCAGAAUCCUGAAGCGGCCGAAUCGGAAAUUCCUGCCCAGGACAGCAUCGCCGCAGACAUCGACAUGGUCGGCGUUGGCUCCUACUCGCGAAGCCAAUCUAGGCGCAACUCCUUCCUCGGAGGUCCCAUGUUCAACCCACACGGUCAGACUGCUACAGCUUCCGACCAGCUGGAGUCCUCUUCGGCUUUGCCUCAAAGAGGAUCCCAGCCCAUCGCGCCGUCGCAUCUGGGGCAUGCAAAAGGUCCAAGUCGCAGUUGGUCUCAAGAUCUGUUCGCCGAGCAUGACCUCGGACUCGGUCCCAGUCCUUUCGCUGCCGCUUUGCAGGCCGCAAGCCCCACGCUUGGUCCCGUGCCCGAUGCCAGCAUGCUCGACAUUGCGGCAGGCAGAGGCACUUCUCCAGCCAUCGAUUUCAACAGUCUCACGACCAGACAGCUGCAGGCGGUCGCACGCAACUCCACUUUCCCCUCGCAUCUUGGCAUCAACCGCGAUCUCCUGGCCGAAGAGGAGCUGAUCCAAGAUGCACAUUUGGACCAGGACGAGUUCGGCCAGCUGCGCAAGGCAAAACCGAGGCCAAUCUCGUACGACUUUUCGGCUCUGGCUCAAGACCUUGCCAAGACUGGUGGCGAGAACUUCGAGAUCCAGCUGGGCGGCCCCGUCGCCCCCGACCUUUCGUCCGCCAAUUGGGGCAAACCGCGCAAGAAGUGGUUCCGUUUGAGCAUGAUGAUGGACGCCAAAGGCAAGCCAGCAAAGCAGAAGAGCGCCUCGCAUCGAGAUGGCGAUGAAGGCGACGCCGAAUCGGACGCCGAAAUCCUCUCGGCUACCGUCGCACCUGUCGAUCAGGCCGUCGACAUUGGCGAGACUGAAACAGCACCGAACCUCUCGGACAUGUACGCGGCUGAGCCUGCCGCCAAGAUGGCAGCCGAUACGGCCGACGCCCAAGAGGAAGAAGAGGGUGACGUCGACGACGACUACAUCAGCCCGCCACGACGAGGACCACUCAAGCCGCGUGGCCUUGUCGCUCGGAUGCCAAAGACGCUUGUGAUGCCCCAGCCGUUGCAAGGCACCGAGUUCGCACCCAAGCUUCGACUCGCGGAGCCAUCGAACGCGCCACUCCCGGCUGCCCACGAGGACAAGCGUCAGAGCCUCCACGUGCCCGAUGGUUUCGUUUUGCACGACGUCCGCGGCGGCCUGCCGCCCAUGCGUAGCCUUGUCGUGCACAGCGCCAGCGGCCCUCAGCCCAUGUUUGUCGCCAAACCCAAGAACAAGAAGAGCGAGCAGGUGUCCGCCCGUCUCAAGGCUGUCGAAGUCGGCAGAACUGUUCAGGUGCCGGCAGCGGCACCCCGAGGUGUUGGUCGCCGUGCCGCCGUGCCCACGACCGCGCUCUUCCGCAAUCAUCUUGUCCAACAUGACGACGAGCGCGAAGGUUGGGGCUGGGAAGCGGGUACGCGUGUCGACGACAUGCUCAACCCGGACAAGGCCGACGACUCGGACGAUGACGACAAACCACUCGCCGACAUCAAGAAGCAGGGCCGAUCCGCCAAGCGUGCUGCCAAGCGGCUCGCCAAGGCCAAACGCAAGAGGAAAGCAGCGCGACGAGUGCGGCGCGAGAAGCGUGAGCAGGCGCUCAGAGAAGGCAAGUCCUUCCAAGAAGUUGGAGUGGACGAGCUCAGCCCGGACGAGGACCUGGAUCUCAGCAGCACCACCAGCGAAGAGGACGAAACCGAGACUGACACCGACUCGGACCUCUGGGCAAGCGACGAUGACAAGCGUUGGGUCGACGACAACAAGCCAGCCGGCAAGCUGUACGGCAAGAGCUUGCUCGACCUCGCCACGGAGCGCAAUGUCGAGCGCAAGUCCAAGGCACGCUUCUACGGCCAGGUCCAGCUCGAGGGCGGCGAGACCACGAUGCUCCAGAUCGAUGGAGAGGACGACACGGCCUCGCAGCGUCCCAACGGCGCAGCAGCUGGAGCCGCCUCGGUCUACGAUGACGGCGCUUCAGUUGCGCCGAGUGCCAAGAGCUUCCGCGACAAGCCGCUCGGCUACAAUGACACGCGCGAACGCAUGGAGGCCGUCUUUGGCGCUGACCAGGUUUGGGCUCGCGAGAUGGCCAAGAGACAGGAAGAGGAGGCGAGAGAGGCCGAGGCGGCCCGAGCUCAGGCGGAGGCGGAAGCAGCCGCCCGGCAACAGCUCGAGGCCCAGGCUCAGGCUAGACCGAAGAAGGAGCGCUCUUUGUUCACGCUGACGAAGAAGAACAAGAAGCAGCGAGCGAAUCUGGACGUCUCCAACCCUUCGGCAAUGGGAAGCACCGCCAGCCUCGCCGCCUCGAACGCAGAAGCGAUCUCGGUGACCAGCUCGAAGCGCGAUGCUGCGACUGAUCAGCUGGGCAAAUCCGCUGAUGUUCCCGAGCGUAGCCUCACGCCAGUCGAACCACCUGUCUUGGCACUCGACAUCGGCGACGCUGACGACGCAGGCGAAGAGGGCGGACGCGGUCGAAUGACUCCGUCGCUCCUGGCGGGCGAGCAAAAGGCUGCCGAGGAGUGGCUCAUCACCUCGGACAACGAAGACGGCGAGGGCAAGCAAGACUCGAGUGACGACGAUGAUGUUCCGCUCGCGCAGGUGAAGAAGAACGUGGCCUCGCGUCCAGUUUCCCUUGCUGCUGGCCUGUCGCUGAAGCCCAAUGGAUCUGGCAACGCCGACUCGUCCGACGAAGAGUUGCCGCUGGCUGCGCUCAAGGAGAAGCGAAUUCGACAGUCAAUGCUGUUGGGUGGUGGCAAGCUCGACCUGGACUUCACAUCGACGCGGGACAGCGGAUCGCGAGAUGGAACCGGUGCUGUGCCGUCGCUGUCGGCCUCGUCGCUUCGUGCUGCCAGCGCAAGGGGGGUUGCAGGUGCAGGAGCCGAGGUCAAGGAAGAGGACGACGAUUCGGAUGAGGAUUUGCCGUUGGGACAGCGACACCCUGGCGGUAACGCGGCGCUUGCGGCUAUGCGCCUGGCGCUGGAGAAGGAGAAGCGGGACAAGAAGGAGGCGCACCAGGCUCAAAAGGCGCAGCAAAGAGCUGCCAAGUUGGCGCGCCAGGUCAGCACUGGUGACGGCGAUGAGGAGGACGGUGAGCAGGUCCAGACUGGCGCGAAGGAGGACGACAGCGGCGACGAUGAUGAUGACGACGACGACAGCGAGGACGACAAACCUCUGGGAUACGUGCAUCCGCAGGCGGCGAUCAUCGCCGAGCAGGCAGCGCUCAUUCGACAGCUGCAGAUGGAGAAGGAGCAGCAGCAACGUUCGGGCGACUCGCCGUCUGGCUCGGGUUUCGCUUCGCCGUCCGGACUGGACGUUCGCUCGUCGAUGAUGUUCAACCGAAUGAGCGCGAUGCCCAGCAUGGGCAUGGUGGGCGGCAUGGGCGGCAUGGGUGGCAUGGGGAUGCCCGAUCCACGUCAUUCGGUCAUGGGGCUGCCCGGCGGCGGCAAUCCGAUGAUGGGUGUACCGCAGUGGGAUGGCAUGCCUGCUGUGUCGUCGGGCCUUCCGAUGGGCAUGUCGAUGCCGAUGGGAAUGUCGAUGGGCAUGGCCGGAGCUGCCGUCGCGUCGCCGGGCUCACAGAUCGGCGGUGCUGGCGGCAUGCCACCGCAAGCGAUGCCGAUGACCAUGCCAGUGCCGAUGAUGGGAUCGCCUGCGGGCGCGGCGCCCAUGACGCCGAAUGCAAUGGCGAUGAUGAUGGAUCCAAAGGCCUCAUCGAUCCACAACUGGCGUACGCAGGUGCCAGCGGACGCCUCGGCAACCGUCACUCCGCCGGGCAACGUGUCGGCCGUCAACUCUGCCGGCUAG